AUGAAGUUCAUGAAACUUGGAUCCAAACCUGAUUCGUUUCAAUCUGAAGGAGAGAAUGUUAGGUAUGUAUCAAGUGACUUAGCAACAGAUGUAAUUGUAACCAUUGGCGAUGUCAAAUUCUAUCUCCACAAGUUUCCAUUGCUGUCGAAAAGCGCACGCUUGCAGAAACUAAUCGCAACAACAUCAUCGAAUGAAGACAAUCAGAUUCAUCAAGAAGAUGAGAUCGAAAUAGCUGAGAUUCCUGGUGGUCCAGCUUCAUUUGAGAUCUGCGCUAAGUUCUGUUACGGCAUGACGGUUACUCUAAACGCUUACAACGUAGUAGCCGCUCGUUGCGCCGCCGAGUUCCUCGAGAUGUACGAAACGGUCGAAAAGGGAAACCUUGUUUACAAGAUCGAAGUUUUCUUGAACUCGAGCAUACUCCAAAGCUGGAAAGAUUCCAUCAUCGUGCUUCAGACCACGAGAGCUCUGUCUCCAUACGCCGAAGAGUUGAAGCUAACGGGGCGCUGUCUCGACUCCAUCGCCUCUAGAGCUUCCAUCGAUACCUCGAAAGUCGAGUGGUCUUACACUUACAGCAAGAAGAAGAAUCUUGACAACGGGUUGAGGAAACCUCAGGCGGUUCCUAGAGAUUGGUGGGUGGAGGAUCUCUGUGAUCUUCAUAUCGAUUUGUAUAAGCGAGCGAUCGCUACGAUCGAAGCGAGAGGGAAAGUUUCUGCAGAUGUCAUCGGAGAAGCACUGCACGCUUACGCGAUCAGAAGGGUUCCUGGAUUCAGCAAAAGCGGUUCGGUACAGAUCACUGACUUUGCGAAAUACAGAGCUUUGGUUGAUUCCAUCGUUGAGCUGAUUCCUGACGAGAAACUCAGCGUCUCUUCGAGUUUCUUGACUAAGUUAUUGCGAGCUUCGAUCUUUCUUGGGUGUGAUGAAGAAACAGGGCUGAAGAACAGAGUAGGCGAGCGACUAGAUGAAGCCAGUUUGGGUGAUGUUAUGAUCUAUGACGUUGACUUGAUGCAGAGCUUAGUUGAGGUUUUCUUGAAGUCUCGGGAGCCUAAAAACCGCUCGGAAGAAGAUGAUAUAACCGCGAAAGCAGCGGUUGCGAAACUCGUCGAUGGCUAUUUAGCUGAGAAGUCGCGGGAUUCGGAAAACUUGCCUCUUCAUAAGUUCCUCUCACUUGCGGAAAUGGUCUCGAGCUUUCCGAGACAGUCUCAUGACGGAGUUUAUCGCGCAAUCGACAUGUUUCUCAAGGAACAUCCGGAGAUCAACAAGAGCGAGAAGAAGAGAAUCUGCAGGCUAAUGGACUGUAGGAAGCUAUCGGUGGAGGCUUGCGCGCACGCUGUUCAGAACGAGCGGUUACCUAUGCGUGUGGUGGUGCAAGUGCUCUUCUUUGAACAGGUGAGAGCCAACAACAACGGUUCAUCGUCGACCGGGAACAGCACGCCGGAGAUCAUCCCGGCUUCAAGAUCAACAAACACCGAGGAAGACACAGAGUGUUGGGACGCAGAAGAUAUAAAAGCGUUGAGAGGUGAGUUGGCAAAUCUGAGACUCGCGAAGAAUCAACAAGAGAACAACAAUAAAGGGAAACUGAUGAAAGGAGGAGGAGGAGGACUGGGAGUUUCUAGAGUGUUCUCGAAGCUUUGGUCUGGUAAAGAGAGAAGUGGAGAGAUGAUGAGUAGCUCAGGGACUUCGAGUCCUGGUUCUGUUAAUGAUGACUCUAAGUCUUCUUCUUCCACAAGCAAGAAGCAUUAG
This is a messenger RNA of Thlaspi arvense, 1740 nucleotides long. The record is from the annotation of a GenBank genome assembly. NCBI's taxonomy places the organism in Eukaryota, Viridiplantae, Streptophyta, Magnoliopsida, Brassicales, Brassicaceae.